AUGGGACUGGUAGACUGGUCCUUCUGGACCCGGGCGCUUGUGCCCCUGGCCUGGACGUCCGUGACGACCGUGAUGCUCGUCCUCGGUUUGAAGAGUGAGAAAUUCCCAUCUCCGAGCGAUUCAAGCGAGCACGAACUACUCAAACUGCUCGAACCACCCGCUCCAUCAUACGAGAUCGGGCAAGAGAAACAGCGCAAGCAAGAAGAAGAUCAUAAGCACGAGCAAGAGAAAUGUAAACUACAAGCGGAACUCUAUCAAGCUGUGAGAGAGUACGAUCUGAAGGUCCUCAAGGUGAAUCAGGCUCACGAGCUGGCAAUGCGACAACAGAACCUCGCUGAACUGGAAGCGAAGCAUGUUAUGGAUAUGACUGCUCGCAAGCAGGAAGCCGCGGAGCUGGAAGCCAAGCAUGUCAUGGACAUCGCGAUUCGCAAACAGGAUCUGCUCGAGCUCGAGACCAAGCACGCGCAUAAGAUGGCUCUGCAAACUUCGAAGAACGAGGUAGCAGAAACCGAAUCUUGGUCGCCUUUGACGCCGGACACUGAAACUCAAGAUGAAUUUCAUUGGGAAUCAUAA
Ramularia collo-cygni is the source of this 573-nucleotide messenger RNA. RefSeq lists its product as uncharacterized. Bases 1 to 573 code for a protein of 190 amino acids. The record is from RefSeq and is a predicted model, not a curated record. NCBI's taxonomy places the organism in Eukaryota, Fungi, Ascomycota, Dothideomycetes, Mycosphaerellales, Mycosphaerellaceae. The transcript has a single exon.